Messenger RNA from Austrofundulus limnaeus, 3079 nucleotides. RefSeq names its product ankyrin repeat and BTB/POZ domain-containing protein BTBD11-A. The record is from RefSeq and is a predicted model, not a curated record. Lineage: Eukaryota; Metazoa; Chordata; Actinopteri; Cyprinodontiformes; Rivulidae. Gene Ontology annotation, molecular function: protein heterodimerization activity.
GUGUGCUCAGCCUACCUGAGGGUCUGACUCUUCACAGAGACCAGCAGCAGCAGCAGCAGCGAGCAGGGAAGAGCGGGGAGGGAAAUCCCUACAGUCAGUCGGAGCUGCGUGCCGUCGAGCAGUGCUUACUGGCCACACGGGUGGGMAGCAUCUCUGAACUCAGUGAUCUUGUGUCCCGAGCCAUGCACCACCUCCACCCGUUGUAUAUGAAGAAUCAGAGCAAUGGGACGCCGAUCCAUCCAAAGAGCUGUGUGAUCCACUGGGCACCUGAAGCGAUCUACACACUGUGUUACUUUAUGCACUGCCCUCACAUGGAGUGGGAGAACCCAAACGUUGAGCCCUCCAAGGUCACGUUGCUGACAGAGAGACCGUUCAUGGUGCUGCCGCCUCUGAUGGAAUGGGUGCGAGUGGCCGUGGUCCACACUGAACACAGACGGAGCUUCACGGUGGACAGCGACGAUGUUCGGCAGGCGGCCAGGCUGCUGCUGCCCGGAGUGGACUGUGAGCCGCGCCAGCUCAGAACGGAUGACUGCUUCUGUGCCUCGAGGAAACUGGAUGCUGCUUCUACCGAGGCAAAGUUCCUGCAGGACUUGGGCUUCCGCAUGCUCAGCUGUGGGCGCACGGACCUGGUAAACCAGGCGAUCAACCUGCUCGGGCCAGAUGGAAUCAACAGCAUGAAUGAGCAGGGGAUGACUCCGCUGAUGUACGCUUGUGUUCGUGGGGAUGAAGCCAUGGUACAGAUGCUGCUGGACGCAGGAGCAGAUAUCAACAGYGAGGUGCCAAACACAGUUCACAAGCAUCCCUCAAUCUUUCCCGAAACGCGGCAGGCGACGCCCCUCACCUUCGCUGUGUUGCACGGACAUGUGCCUGUGGUGCAGCUGCUGCUGGAUGCCAAAGCCAACGUGGAGGGUUCYCUGCAGGACGGGAUGGAAAACUACACAGAGACGCCUCUGCAGCUGGCAGCCGCUGCAGGUAACUUCGAGUUGGUGAGUUUGCUGCUGGAGCGAGGGGCCGACCCCAUGGUGGGCACCAUGUACCGUAACGGGAUUUCCACCGCUCCACAGGGAGACAUGAACUCUUACAGCCUGGCUGCGGCUCAUGGGCACAGAAAUGUGUUUCGUAAGCUGCUAUCCCAUACAGAGACGGGCAAAGGGGAUGUUUUGUCCUUGGAAGAGAUUCUGGCAGAAGGUUCGGAGCUGGAAGGUGGAAGUCCGUCUCAGGUUGACCUGAUCCGUACCGGAAAGGCCAAACUUAAAGCCCUUAAAGAAGCCAUGUACCACAGCUCUGAACACGGGCAUGUUGACAUCACCAUAGAUAUACGGAGCCUUGGGGUCCCGUGGACUCUGCACACUUGGCUGGAGUCUCUGCGGACGUGUUUCCAUCAGCACCGCCGGCCUCUGAUCCAGGGUCUCCUGAAAGAGUUCAGCUGCAUCGAAGAGGAAGAGUACACUGAAGAGCUCAUCACACACGGCCUGCCUCUGAUGUUCCAGAUCCUCAGGGCCAGCAAGAAUGAAGUGAUCAGUCAGCAGCUGUCUGCCAUCUUCACCCAGUGCUACGGCCCAUACCCCAUCCCCAAACUGUCGGAGAUAAAGAGGAAGCAGUCGUCACGCCUGGAUCCUCACUUCCUGAACAAUAAAGAGAUGUCUGAUGUGACCUUUUUGGUGGAGGGGAAGCCUUUCUACGCCCACAAAGUCCUCCUCUUCACCGCUUCCAACAGAUUCAAAUCUCUUCUGGCAAACAGGCCUUGUGGUGAAAACACUUGCAUUGAAAUCAGCAAUGUCAAAUAUCACAUCUUCCAGCUGGUGAUGCAGUAUCUGUACUGCGGAGGAACAGACGCUCUGCACCUCAGGAACACUGAUAUUAUGGAGCUCUUAUCAGCAGCCAAGUUUUUCCAGCUGGAAGCAUUGCAGAGGCACUGUGAGAUCAUCUGCUCCAAGAACAUAAACACAGAAACCUGUGUUGAGCUCUACAAUCACACAAAGUUCCUUGACGCCCCGGAUUUGGCGUCCUACAUCGAGGGCUACUUCCUGAAGAACAUGGUGAUCCUGAUCGAGCUGGAGCCGUUCAAACAGCUGCUGUACGACGCUCCUCCCGACAGCCCCGGCUCGGACAUCCUGCAGGCCCUGGAGAGAACGCUGGCCAUUCGCAUCCAGUCCAUCCACUUGUCUUCCUCCAAGGGAUCCAUAGUCUGAACUCCUGAACUUUCUGAGCCCUGCACCAGAGACAGAGCAGAGACCCAACACAGCAAAGCUGAACAUCUGAGUAGAUUUUUUUAUUUUUAUUUUCCAGUUUAAAGGAGCUCAUGCUGUGGUGUUUUAGUCUCUGUGAACCGCAUCGGUUGCUGAUGUGCUUCUUGUUAUCUUAGCGCAGAUGGUUCCACGCCUGUCCGUCUGCCUCGUUGAUGAACAUGUUCUAACACAUCUGUCAUACGGUGGCUGUAUUAAAGCUCAACUUGCCAAUAGCCAACCACGAUCAUCAGAGCUUUCCGAGCUUAAUAAGUAACCUCAGCAUAAUGUGAUGAGUCAUCAGUAUAUCCGUGGGUAAGAAGAGGAGCCACUGCCUCGUGUUGUGAUUAUUUGGACCUGUACAGAAAAAAAUAAUUUGUAAAUUUGCGAAUCUGUGCUGAUUACGCUGUAAAGCCAAAUAAAGGAACAAAAGAAAAUGUGAUGUGACUGAAGCACGUGAUAUUUUGGAACUGGGUAGCAUAGAGGACUUUUACUUCCUCCACUGCAUUGUACAUGUUGUUGAUAAAAACAGAGCUAUUGAUAAUGUAAGUUAAUGUAUAUAUUUAAAAAUCAACAGAUUUUUUUGGUUUCUCAUGUGUCUUACUGUUGGAUAUUGUUGUAAAAACACAAAGUUAAUCUUGUAAAUAUAAGUGUUGCAUGUCAGAGAGGUGACUUGUUUUUUUUUUCACAUGUUUAAGGCUAGUUUUUAUCAUCAGCAUGAGUCCCUGAUAAUGUUUCUGAGAGGUUGUUUGGUGUCAAACGUGGAGUUUUUUUUCUUUUAUUUUUUUCCCUUGAUCAUGUGUGACUCUAUAAAGUUGAGUGUAAAGAACGCAAUAAAUCUGCUUUUAGUUUCA